CAGCACACUAGCAUCUCGUUGACAGCAGUGGUACUGCAUGCAGACGGCCGAAGGCACCUCAUCCUCACAACCAAGACAAGACGAUGGCAGAUGCAGAUCAGCCAACGACACCGCGUCCAAGACGUGAUAGAUGCAUCCCAUCAGCCUGCCAAAUGAAGCCAAGCGCACUCUCUUCUCCCACUUACAACUUCCCCCGACCUCGAAGGCGGCCGUCUAUGACUCUCGCCAUGUUGAUCUUUGCUGCACUGACAGAGGGCAUCAGAGCCGUACAGAGAAGCGGCCGAGAGGGCUUCGCCUUCGGCCACGGGAGGAGGCCGCUGCUGCAGCCGCAGCAUAGGGGAGGGAGGGGCGGGGGACCUCGUGUGGUGAGAAGUGCAGCAGCUGACGGCCAAGCCGUCGCAGUGGGGCCCGUGCAGACGACCGAGGCAGAGGUCAAGACACCCGCUGCAGCAGGGGUGAGAGUCACGAGGCAAGGCAGCACUCGAAAUGCAUGGGGACUGUUAAAGGUCUGCUACCUACUGUGUGUGCGUGGAUCAGCGUCGCAGUGCGGCAGUGGUACAGACGGCUGGCGGCACCAAGGAGAGCGGUGUGAAGGAGGCGCCGCUGGAUCUGAACCCGCCGAGGGGCACGAGGGAUUUCUUCCCUGACGACAUGCGCCUGCGCAACUGGCUCUUCGACAAGGUUAGUUAAGCACAUCGUUCGAUCAACAAUGCUGUGGGUCGGUCACGUAUGCGUGGUGCUCUGUGCAUUAUUUGUCUGUCUAUCAGUGGCGGCGGGCAAGUGAGCUGUACGGCUUUGAGGAGUUUGACGCGCCCGUGCUCGAGAGCGAAGACCUCUACAUAAGAAAGGCUGGUGAGGAGGUUGUGGGUCAGCUGUACUGCUUUGCCGACAAGGGCGGGCGGCGAGUGGCGCUGCGGCCCGAACUCACACCCUCCCUCGCACGUAUGGUGCUCGCCAAGAGGGGCCAGCUCAACAUGCCCAUCAAGUGGUUCGCGAUACCUCAAUGCUGGCGGUCAGCUCCAGCCCCCCACCCACCCACCCACCCACCCACACACACAAUUGGAUGCAGUGUGUGCAGCCGAUGCAUCCGAUGGCUCCCUCUCUCUCUGUGUGUCUCAACUUACUUUAAGUUAUGAGCGGAUGACCCGAGGUCGGCGUCGCGAGCACUACCAGUGGAAUUGCGACAUCUGGGGGGUGGGGGAGGUGACGGCCGAGAUGGAGCUGCUCAGCUGCAUUGUUCGCUUCUUCGAGAGCGUGGGAAUCGGCAGCGAUGAUGUGGGCAUCAAGGUCAACAACAGAGAACUGCUCAGAGAAGUGCUGCACAAAAGUGAGGAGGGAGGGAGGGAGCGACAGACAGACAGAAAGAGAAAUAAAUACCCCCACCGCAUCCACACACAAGGAAGGUGUGGACGUGGGUGGACUGAUUAUCUAUCUGUGUGUGUCUUGUGGUCAGACGGCGUGCCCGACGACCGGUUUGCGGCCGUGUGUGUGUUGAUUGACAAGCUGGAGAAGGUGCCCCUCGACCACCUGAGGGACGACUUCCGAGCGCUGGGGGUCGAGGGCAGCCAACUUGACAGCAUCGCCGCGAGUGUGCGGGCCGACCAGACCGUCGACGACGUCGCGCAACUCGUGGGGGAGGACAGCCAGGCCGUCAAACACCUCAGGUAUGCCUGUCGGUAUGUCGGUGGGUGGGGGAAAAGGCACGUGUGUGUAUGUCCUUCUCUGUGUGGUGUGGUGUGGUGUGGUGUGUGCAGAGAUGUGUUCGACAUGGCUGACGCAUACGGGAUUGCGGAUUGGCUCGUGUUCGACCCCUCAGUGGUGAGUGGUUCUCCUAGUGGGACGGGACAACAUGCACGCCUCAUUGGUGCGUGUGUGUGUGUGCAGGUGCGUGGCUUGGCCUACUACACUGGCGUCGUCUUUGAGGGCUUCGACAGGGCGGGGGAGCUCAGGGCCAUCUGCGGCGGUGGCAGAUACGACACGUACGCAUGUCGACGGCUGAGUGCGCCAGGCAGCAAGCGACUCACAAUGGAUGGACGGACACUCGUCCAUUCCUGCUGCCGUCUGUCUGUCCGUCAGGCUGCUUGAGAUGUUCGGCGGCGAGCCCAUCCCUGCCGUGGGCUUCGGCUUUGGGGACGCUGUCGUUGUGGAGCUGCUCAAAACAAAGUGACUUGACCACAUCGCCAACCACCCGUACAUGCCAUGCAUCCCCCUUCCCUCACUGUCUCUGUUGUUGUCUCCCUCAUCUCAGGGGCCUGCUGCCCGACUUCGCCGACACCUCUGUGGCUGACGCAGUGGUGUGGCCGCUCGCCGGGGGCGAUGAGACAUCGACCGUGCAGCAGGCGGCCGGCAGGGUGGCGACACGACUUAGACAGAGCGGGCUCAAAACAGACGUCAUCCUCGAAAACAAAAAGGUCCGCCACAGAGAGGGAGAGAGAGAGAGAAAGAAACAAACAAGAAGAGCCACCGACUGCUUGUCUGUCUUUUGUGUCAGUCCAAGUGGGUGUUCAAGCACGCUGCGCGCGUCAACGCCGGGGUGUUGGUGGUGAUAGGUGCCGACGAGGUGGCGGGGAACGAGGUGACGGCCAAGCGGCUGUGCGACAAGGAGCAGCAGCGGGUGACCCUCGACGGGACACAUCUGGAAGACCUAGCGGCCGAAUGGGCGAUGGGAGAGGGAGGGUAGGGGGGAUGAUGAUUUCCAUCGCCCACUCACUGAAUCUAUGUUCGUUG
This is a messenger RNA of Vitrella brassicaformis, 2727 nucleotides long. The record is from the annotation of a GenBank genome assembly. NCBI's taxonomy places the organism in Eukaryota, Vitrellaceae.